Molecule: messenger RNA, 2707 nt
Organism: Sphaeramia orbicularis (orbiculate cardinalfish)
Lineage: Eukaryota; Metazoa; Chordata; Actinopteri; Kurtiformes; Apogonidae
Gene: col10a1b
Product: collagen, type X, alpha 1b
Exons: 3
Coding region: 170-2134 (654 amino acids)
Molecular function (GO): protein binding
Source: RefSeq, a predicted model, not a curated record
GGCUCUCGGUAUAAAUACCUUGAGCCCAAUGCCCUGGGAAGCAGCAGCUGCCGCUCAGACUGACAGACUCCGCAGUUUUAAGGAUAUAGCAGCACCGUCAGGGACAGCAGCCUCCUGACCCCCCCCUCACUGUUCUUUGGAGCAUAAACCCCUGGUUUAGCUUCACAAGAUGGACCUGAGGGUAGCCAGCGUCCUCCUCGUCCUCGUGGCUUUGGCUGAGGCGACCCCUGAACGCUAUUACCAUGUGAAGAAGGCCCCCUACCCCACUAAAACCCACACCGUUGCAGGUGCACCAGGUGCUCAAGGUCCACCAGGUGAGCCAGGACCAAUGGGCCCACCCGGACCUCCUGGUAAAAGUGGUGUAGGACAUACUGGACCACAAGGCCCACCUGGACCUCCUGGACCCCCUGGCUACUCACAAGCUGGUAAACCCGGUGCCCCAGGUGCCCCUGGUAAACCAGGUACCCCUGGAAUCCCUGGAGAAAAAGGUGCAACUGGUGCAACUGGACAUAUGGGUCCCAGAGGUGCACCUGGCACACCUGGAACCCCAGGACCUGCUGGACUUUCAGCUGUUGGCAAACCUGGACCAGCUGGUUUCCCUGGAGCAAUGGGACCAAGAGGAGAGCCUGGUUUGAAGGGACAUCCUGGUGUUCCUGGUGUUCCUGGUUUGAAGGGAGAGAAAGGCAUUGGAGUUCCUGGUGUUCAAGGACCCUCAGGUCCUGUUGGACCAAUGGGCCCCACUGGUAUGCCUGGCAAACCUGGAGUUGGUAAGCCUGGUGCCACUGGCUAUCCUGGUGAACCAGGCAAAUCUGGCAUGCCAGGAAGAGAUGGUGCCCCAGGCCCAAUGGGUCCACAAGGACCAAAGGGUCACACUGGUGCUCCAGGCCAAGGAGCACCAGGAAAACCAGGUCAGAAUGGUACCCCAGGUAUGCCUGGACCUAUGGGAGCUAAAGGUCCACAGGGUCCAGCUGGCCAGCCAGGUUCCCCUGGUAUGCCUGGUGUUGGUAAAACAGGUGAGCCUGGAAUCCCAGGUAGCAGAGGUUCUCCUGGUUCUCCAGGAACCACAGGUCAGAAGGGAGAACCUGGUCCUACUGGUUUUACUGGUCAACCAGGUGCUCCUGGUCAAAUUGGCCCAGCUGGUCCACAAGGUGCCAGAGGAUUCCAGGGUGAGGCUGGCCCAGCAGGACCAAAAGGUGACAUCGGUAUGGUUGGCGCACCAGGACCUAGGGGAACCAAGGGUGAACAGGGAGCUCAGGGAUUCACAGGAAAACCAGGUACUCCAGGGGCUGUAGGUCCUGCAGGACUUCCAGGUCAUCAUGGUGCACAGGGUCCAAAGGGUUCACCAGGCCAUGCUGGUGCCCCAGGACUCCCAGGCCCAAGUGGUGCUCCAGGAUUAAAAGGACAUACAGGUAGCCCAGGAGCCCCUGGAAAACCCGGUGAAAGCGGACGCCCAGGACCUAUGGGACCAGUUGGUCCUUCUGGUCCAGUUGGACCUGCAGGAUUGAAAGGUCAUCCAGGUCUUCCCGGCCCACCAGGCCCUGCUGGCAUGACAGCUAAGGGAAUUGCUGGUCCUCAAGGUCCACCUGGAAUUCCAGGUGCCAGAGGUCAAGAUGGUCUCCCAGGUCCUGUUGGUCCUCCUGGUCCACCUGGCCCACCAGGAGAGACAAUCUACCACCAUGAGAAGAGCAUGCCCAUCAAGUCCCACGAGGUUGUGAUGCCUCAUGAAAUGAUGAAGGCUCCUAUGUCCGCCUUCAGUGCUGUGCUGACCACGGCCUACCCCCCGGCUGGAGCCCCUAUUCAGUUCAGCCAGGUUUUGUACAAUGGGGAGCACCAUUAUGAUGCCCACAGUGGGGUGUUCACCUGCCAGAUCCCAGGUCUCUACUAUUUCAGCUAUCACAUGCAUGUCAAUGGUGCCAACGCAUUAGUGGCCCUCUACAGGAACGAGGAGCCCGUCCUUUUCACCUAUGACGAGUACAACAAAGGCUUCCUGGAUCAGAUGUCAGGCAGCGCUGUUCUUAUGCUACAUGCAGGUGACAGAGUCUACGUCCAGGUCCCUGAUGAGGAGAGUAACGGUAUAUUUGCGGCGGAUAAUGUUCACUGUGUUUUCUCUGGGUUCUUGAUUGCCUCUACGUGAUUUCACAAUUCCAAAUAAGCCUCAAAUCCUUACAAAACAUUGAACUACUCAGAGAAACAGAUUGGUUUACAAAAUUACAAUGAAACUGUUGAAUAGAUAAAACAAGGUUGUAAUUUUUACAAAUUUAUGUGCCUCAUUUUUAGCUUUACAACAAUGAAAAACCAAAUUACUUCACAGAGAGAGGCAGAGAGAGAAUUUAAAAAUGUACAGUUCAAAAUGAUCCCCUUCACUGUUUACCAUGACUUUGCAAUUCUAAGGAACACAAAACAACAUUGGAAGAUAUUUGAAGUGGUGCUACAACUGCCUGUAACAUUUACAGCACAACAUGUAUUUGUAUUUUGUUUUUAUUAAUGUCUAUUGUCUGAGAAUUUACAUGUAACACACACACACACAGAAGACACACAAAACUCUUACUACACAGCACAUUCUCACAAGCACUGCGACAAGCAAAACUGAACAGAAUGAGAAAUUCAAAGCGCAUAUUGUUGAAACAACUAUGUCCCAUUGGAUGUGUUAAGUUAUGUACCAUUUGCGAACCAAAACACAGAAUAAAAUUCUAGUUUGAAAAAGAAA